UAAGUUGUCCGGAAAGGCAGUAUAUAAAUCAAAUAUUAUUAUUAUUAGAACCACCUGAAGCAGGGCCUCCAAAGAUUACUGUUGCAGUCAAGUAGGUUCAUAAUGGAGUAAGUCAGUCCUUUGGGUAUAGUUACCAGAAUAUGAUCUUCCUCUCUGCCAGUUAGCAGGGAAAUUGUAAAGGUGGCCAAUGUUGCAAUCCUCAUAUUGUGGAUGGGAGAGAAAUCGAAUGGUUUGGACCCUCAUGGAUUAUUUCUUGUAAAGGUUUUUCCCUCGCCACAAGAGGCUUAGGAAAUAAUCUCCAGUAGCAAAAUGCUUCUACAGGAUCCAGCACAAUGUAUGUUGCAUAAUAUGCCAAGUGGGCUUGGAGCUGAGGCAAGAUUUGAACUGGGGCAGCCUGGGUACCAUCUCUUACGAACAAGAAUUCCCCCAGAGCUAAGCAAUGGGCAGGCCCAGGAAAACCGCGGACAGCGUGUCCUCCCCACGGCCUGCUGCUACAGCCCCAAAAGCUGCCCCGUCAGCUCCUCGAUCUUCAGCUUCAUCCAAAAUGACAGCUGGUGGCGGCAGAGCUUCAAGUGCUCCGGCAGCGAAGACUGAAGGUAGCAGACGAGGACAGGGAGAAAAGCUAACCUCUGCCUCAAGCUCCAGUGGAACAGGGCAAAGUUACCAAACUAGGUCCACAGCUGCGCACAGCAGCAGCCAAGGAGAUGCGAAGAGCAGCCGUGGAGCCAGAGCUAAGACCUCCACUGCCUCUGGAGGAGGAAAAUCACAUGCGGUGGCCGCCGAGAUCUCAGACAGCGCUGCACGCCCAUCACAGGCUGCAACCAAGAAGCAAGGCAGAACAAAUGAUUUUUCUCCUCCUCUAGAUGUGGCUGAAAUCGAGAGCAAGACACGGGGUCAGCGAACAAACCCCGAAUGGUACAAAUGGAGGGAAAACCGCAUCACGGCUUCGGUGGCCCCCAAAAUUGCCAACAGCAAGUUUGUGAAUGGGCGGAGCUCUGAGGUGCCACAGUCCUAUUUGAAAGCUGUAGUGGACUCGGGCUCCUCUGUCAUGACCCCAGCCAUGUCUUGGGGUGUCCGGAAUGAGAAGAAAGCCGUACAAGCAUACGAAGCGCUCAAGUCGACCAAGACUAAGUCGGUGACGGUUGACAACUGCGGGAUCUUCAUUGACAAGGAUAAGUCGUGGCUUGCCGCCAGCCCUGAUGGGAUUGUCAGAGAAGCAAAAACCGGUAAACCGCUAAGCGUUUUGGAAGUCAAGUGUCCAUAUAAACACAGAGAUAAGACAGUGACAGAUGCCUGCAAAGACAAAGACUUCUGCCUGAAGAAGGAGGGUGAGUCCUACUCGUUGAAGAAAAACCACCCCUAUUACACACAGGUGCAGUGCCAGAUGGGCGUGACUGGCCUCAAGAAGGCAGAUUUUGUUGUUCACACCAACAAAGAGACGGCCAUUGCCCCGGUGGAUUUUGAUCCUGUUUUCUGGGACUCCACUGUGCCCAAACUGGAGAAGUUCUACACUGAUGCUGUGGUCCCACACCUGGAACAGAAGCAAAAUGUCGCUGCUUGGGCUAAAGAAGAGUAAAGCUGCAGAGAUGUCCAAGCUUCUGCAGUCCCUGAGAGAUGUGCCUUCCACCAGUAACUUUACACGGUCUUCUGGUUUUUCAACCCAACUGCAGAAAAAAUGGUUAGUUGCAAAUGGUGACUGAAUUCCUGCUAUAUCCUACUUUUGCCUGAAUACCAGCACAGCUACAGUAGAUACGUCCUUCCUUUUGGACUUCUAGGCAAAGCAAGCAAUACUUCUAGUUCUAGAUCUGGGCGGAGGUUUUGAGGUUGCCACAGUGACUCCUCCCUGUUGCAAAAGAUGAUGUUGACCCCAGCCAGAUUUUCCUCACUUCUGGAAACAGGUUGGCGGGCAGGGGUACGAUUGCUACUCUUCUGUUUGCCAAAGGUCAUUGCACAACCAGCUUUCAUCGAUAAUGCUAAUCAUUCUUGAGACGUAUGCAGAUGAUGGUUCUUUUCUGAGAAAUGCGUCUCCUUAAUCUACAGUUCUUGUGGUGAGAAACUCUGGGCCGAAGUGGAUGAAUGACUGGAUAACCAAGAGCCGGAGAACGGGAAGAUCUGAUUCAAAUCUGCAGUGCGACUGAAUUGUGUGGCCCUCAUACCUAAGUAAGCAUGCAGAGGGACUAGGCUGCUGAUGUCAUCCACAAUAUUUGUCCUGUUGCUCUGCAGAGAACAAAAUGAGGUGUUUCCUGUUCUUGCACCUUUAAAGAUAUAUUUUUUUUGUGCUGUUCUCAAUUGAGUUACUGUUUCAGUACAAGAGAGUCUGUAUCUCAGCUAUUGAUGCCGUUUUCCUACAUAUCCUCUUACAUGAUGUUUCAUUUAUAUUUUGAAAGUCAACUUUGAGAAUUGCUACUUUAUUUAGAAUAGUUUAGUUUACUAUCAAACAUUUGUAAGAGGGCAGAGCCAGCCAGAUUGUAUGCUGUGUUUUGGUUUGGCUGUGAGUACUGUUAUGCAAAAGAGUAAAAUAAAAAAAAAAUUCACC
Messenger RNA from Eublepharis macularius, 2536 nucleotides. RefSeq lists its product as uncharacterized. The coding region runs from base 440 to 1576 and encodes 378 amino acids. The record is from RefSeq and is a predicted model, not a curated record. The transcript is spliced from 2 exons. NCBI's taxonomy places the organism in Eukaryota, Metazoa, Chordata, Lepidosauria, Squamata, Eublepharidae.